AUGAAUUAUAAGGUCUCGACCUCUUUUUUAAAUAGUUGUUUUCGCUCAAAUUUAGGAAAAUUUAAAAUGAGAACCUAGAUAUUAAUUAUUAACGGCAUAAUAUUGGCAAUAAUAAUUCCUUCAAUCAUUUUGACCUAUACGAUAAAUUUAUAUUAUGUUUAGAAUAUAUUGAGCAACUCUGAAAAGGACAGUAUGCUAAAAUAAAUGUUUAAUCAUUUAACUAAUUCAGCAGAUUCAAUAGAUGGAUAACUUAAUUCAUUAUUUAGAAGAAGUAUAAUUUCAUAAAUCAUAUAAGCUUAAAUUACCCUUACUAAUCUGAAUUAAUUGUAUUGGUUUUAAUUAAGAAAUAAUAUCUGGAUCAAUAAACCUAUCACUCGUCUUUGUGACUAUAAUUCUACCCAUAUACCUCCUGAUCAUUCUUAUUCUAUCCCUUGUUAUUAGUAUUUUGCUCUUAAUUAAAAUGAUGUUGAACCUUUGGAAGAUUAAACAUAAUAAAUUUUUAGAAAUCAUACAUUUUUAAUAAGUUCAAUUAUUUUAAGUAUGAUGGGACUUGAUGAUCCUUUUAUUCCUAACUAAUUUUAUUUUGUAUCUUCUAUUGACUUUUAUGAAUUCAGCUACGUCUACCCUUAAUAUAUAAAGUUGGAAAAUUUCCAUCCUUCAGAUAGAAUUUGGUUUCAAUAACAUUUCUAAAAUUUAAAAAAAGAUAAAAGCAAUAAUACUUAAUUAAGCGAUGUUUAUAAAUAUUUUGGAGAUGAACCUACUUAUUCAAUGACUAUGACGUAAUCAAUGUUAAAUUUAAAUUGGGAUGUUGAAGGAAUAUUUUGUUCUGACAUAAUUUUUUAGAAUAGCAUGAUUAGAGUUGAGACCAUUAACAUUAUGAUAGCUGAUCAAAAAGGACAAUUAUUAUUGACAAAUUAUAAAAAUAAAAUAGUAGCCAAUUCAUCCCAACUUAAACACUUUGCAGACUCAGAAAUAACUGGAUUUAAUUAAGAAGACUGGAAUUCUCUUAUUAAUUAUUACUAAAACAAUACUGUUUAGUCUACUUGCCAUUUAACUACUCAUAAUAUUUUAUGUAGAUAUAAUACAGUUUAUGAAAAAGAUGUCGUCAUAUUUAUUUAAAAGCUUAGAAAUAUUAAUUAUUAUUUGAUUCUCUUUUAUGAUUUGUAAAUUGAAAAUGAUAUUGCUAAAUAAAUGAAACAUUUAAAUUAAAUAUUGAAUAAAGAAAUUUAAUAGAUGGCAUUAAUUGUAAUAUUGAUUUCAAUAUUUUUAAUUUUUGUCUCUAUUAUUAUGAUUUAUUUAAUUUUUUUACCCAUUUAUUAAGUGAUUAAUUAAUCAUCUUUAUUUCUCAAAAAAAACAAGUAAUUUAAUAAAACUCAAUCAUUUGAUUUUAAAAAUUUAAUUUAAAAUAAAAUUUUAAAAAGAAGAGAUGAGCGAUAUACUAAUAGUAAUUUAUCUGAUAAAUUUAGGUAAUUCUUUAAUUUAAUUUAAAAUUCUAUUCGAUUCAUUGUUUGAUAGAGUUUUAUCAUAAACAAUGACAAUAAACCCAUAAUGUAAAAUACUUUAAUAAUUUAAAUACCCUCGAAAGAAUACACUUAAUAUUUUGAAAAUACAAAAACUGCUAAAGGAAGGUUUAAUUAAAGAUAAUUUCUAUGAAGAAAAUAAUAAGGAUAGAAAAACGAAAUUGAUUUUAAUGGAGAUCUUUUAGUUUUAAAAUUGA
Paramecium sonneborni is the source of this 1717-nucleotide messenger RNA. Lineage: Eukaryota; Ciliophora; Oligohymenophorea; Peniculida; Parameciidae. The record is from the annotation of a GenBank genome assembly.